GUGUCUUGAGGCGGUGGGGGCGUGGCUGCCGCCCGGAGGGGGGCGUGGCCGGAGCUGGCACCGCCCCGCUCCCCGCGGGCCCUUAUAGCGGCCGCCGGCGGCGGCCCCGCGGCCCCGACCAUGACCCUGCGGCGGCGGCGGCGGCGGCUCCCGCCCGGGGAGGAGGCGGCGGCGGCGGCGGCGGCGGCGGCGGCAGCCCCGGGCCCGGCGCCCCCCGACGUCUACCGGGCGCUGGCGGCCGCCGGCGGCACCCUGCCCCGAAUGCGCAAGGGCGCCGGGAGCAGGCGGCGGUCGCCGCGCCAGUCCCCCGAGGAGCGCAGGCGGGUGGUGACCCUGGAGAAGAAGGCGGAGGAGGCGUUCGGCUUCGAGAUCCAGACCUACGGGCUGCACCACCAGGAGAAGAACAGCGUGGAGAUGUUCACCUUCGUGUGCCGGGUGCACGACGGCAGCCCGGCCGCCGUGGCGGGGCUCAAAGCCGGUGACACAAUCACGGGGGUGAACGGGCUGAACGUGGAGGGCAUCCGGCACCGUGAGAUCGUGGAGAUCAUCAAGAGCUCCGGCGACGUGCUCAGGCUCGCCACGCUCUACGGGACCUCGGUGCGGAGGGCCGAGCUGGAGGCCCGGCUGCAGUACCUCAAGCAAACCCUCUAUGAGAAGUGGGGCGAGUACCGCUCGCUGAUGGUGCAGGAGCAGCGGCUGGUGCGCGGUGUGGUGGCCAAGGACCCCAGCAUCUACGCCACGCUGGAGUCGCUGCGCUGGUGCCUGCGGGGCGCGGGGCUGCCCGGCGCCGGCGGCAGCAGCUCGCCCCGGCUCAGCGCCGGCAGUGACGACUCGCUCUACCAGACCUGCGUCUUCGACUCGGCCGAAUCGCUGGAGGGUGACGGCGACGGCGCCGCGCCGGCCCGGUUGGCCCUGUCCCGCAGCACCAGCCUGCGGGGCACUGCUGGGGCUGGGGGGCCACCCUGGCCCCCCGCUGCUGCUGCCCCCCGCAAGGGCAAACACUGCAGCUUCCGCCGGUGCCUGCUCAAGUUCAUCCCGGGACUGAACCGCUCGCUGGAGGAGGAGGAGAGCCAGCUCUAGGGCGCCCGGCCCCGGACCCUAUUUAUUUAUUUAUUGCAAGGGCUGAGCCCCCGCGCUCACGGGGUGAACGUUGCACCUGGGCGGCUGCGUGGGGCUGCGCUCGGGUGCACCCUCGGGGGGUCCCCCCCCCCACGGCAGCUCCUGCCUUGGCCCCGCGCACCAGCGAUUACCCCGGGGCGCCCGUGAGGAAGCCGGGCCGCGGGGAGGAGGGGGCAGUGCUCGGCCCGCCCCAGGGCUUUUCCCUGGAAAUGUCGCUGCUCUGCCUCGGGAGCCCUCCCCUUCCUGCUGUGUGAGCGGCGUCGCGGGGGGCCCGGUGCCCUGAGGGGGGGCUGUACCACGUCCCCCCAAUACAGAGACUCUUUGCA
Molecule: messenger RNA, 1445 nt
Organism: Rhea pennata
Lineage: Eukaryota; Metazoa; Chordata; Aves; Rheiformes; Rheidae
Gene: TAMALIN
Product: trafficking regulator and scaffold protein tamalin
Exons: 8
Coding region: 121-1080 (319 amino acids)
Biological process (GO): signal transduction
Cellular component (GO): plasma membrane
Molecular function (GO): protein binding
Source: RefSeq, a predicted model, not a curated record